AUGGCAGCUAUCGGUGAUGAGAGGACGGAGCUGGAUGAUGCUACCUUCAACAUGAACAGAGGUCCCCGGCCGCGGAGACAUGACGAUGACGAUGAAGGUACAGCAAGUGCUUCUAUUGCCCGACGUUCAAAAGCGCAGGGUGACGUCGAGGAGGAGAAAGAGCUCCCUCCACAUGCAUGUGCCUACUGCGGCAUUCACAACGCGAGCAGUGUCGUCAAGUGCCUGUCCUGUAGCAAGUGGUUUUGUAGCGCUCGUGGAAAUACCUCUUCAUCUCAUAUCGAAGUUCAGCUGCACCCGGCCUCGUCCUUGGGAGACACCAUCCUCGAAUGCUACAACUGCGGUACCAAGAAUUCUGAUACGGUCGUCGUGCUCCUCUGUCGUCAACCCUGCGCCGCCAUGCCGUCUUCGAAAGACAUGAACUGGGAUACUUCGCGUUGGCAGCCGUUGAUCGAAGACCGCUCGUUCUUGCCGUGGCUCGUCGCCCAACCAUCGGAUCAGGAGCAGCUUCGGGCUCGCCACCUCAGCCCACAGUUGAUUGCGAAGCUGGAGGAAAUGUGGAAGGAGAACUCCCAGGCAACCUUUUCGGAUCUCGAGAAAGCCACCGCAGUGGAUGACGAACCCGCCCCCGUCCUCUUGCGUUACGACGAUGCCUACCAAUAUCAAAAUAUCUUUGGACCCCUGCUGAAAGAAUCGCAGUCGCAGGAUGGACUUAUUCACUUGGCUAGCUUCAUACUCCCGAAACUGGAACUGGGUGACGUGAAACUGGCUGUUGGUGAUGAAAUGCGCCUCAAAUACACUGGUGAAUUGCGACCGAAAUGGGAGGGAGUGGGAUACGUUAUCAAGAUCCCCAACAAUCAGUCUGACGAGGUUACGAUCGAGUUACGCGCCAAGGGCGAUCACAAGUCAGUGCCGACCGAGUGCACACACAACUUCACCGCCGACUACGUUUGGAAGUCGACCUCGUUCGAUCGCAUGCAACUUGCGAUGAAGACAUUCGCCGUUGACGAGAUGAGCGUCUCGGGUUAUAUCUUCCAUCGCCUCCUUGGACACGAGAGGCCGAUGAGCUUGAUCCAAGGCCCUCCCGGUACGGGCAAAACAGUGACCUCCGCCACUAUUAUCUACCAUCUUGCCAAACUCAACGGCGGUCAGGUCCUAUCCCGUGAGGACGUGGAAUCUCCCGUCGGUUUCUUGUCUCUUCAUGAACAAUUGAACCAGCUUAAGUCCGAACUUGGCGAAUUGUCCAGUCAGGAUGAAAAGAGACUGAAACAGCUUACUCGGUCCGCCGAGCGCGAAAUCUUGAACAACGCGGAUGUGAUUUGCUGCACUUGCCUCAAAUUCCGUACUGUCUUGAUCGAUGAGUCGACCCAGUCCGCCGAGCCUGAGUGUAUGAUCCCGUUGGUCUUAGGCUGCAAACAGGUUGUUUUGGUUGGUGACCAUCAACAGCUGGGGCCCGUCAUCAUGAACAAGAAAGCCGCCAAGGCCGGUCUUAACCAGUCACUUUUCGAGCGGCUGUACCGUAUGCACCCUUGUCUGUCAGAGUUCCCGUCGAACAUGUUCUACGAAGGUUCGCUGCAGAACGGAGUUACAUCUAUCGACCGUCUCCGCCGUGAUGUCGAUUUCCCCUGGCCCAUCGGUGACAACCCCAUGAUGUUCUGGUCCAACCUGGGUAACGAAGAAAUCUCUGCGUCAGGGACGUCCUAUCUCAAUCGCACGGAGGCGACGAACGUGGAGAAGAUCGUCACUCGGUUCUUCAAGGCUGGCGUCCAACCAGGUUCCAUCGGUAUCAUUACACCCUACGAGGGUCAGCGCAGCUACAUCGUGAGCUCCAUGCAGGCCAACGGAACUUUCAAGAAAGAGCACUACAAGGAAAUUGAAGUUGCCUCGGUCGAUGCCUUCCAGGGUCGUGAGAAGGACUUUAUCAUUCUCUCUUGCGUUCGUUCCAACGACCACCAGGGCAUCGGUUUCUUGAGCGACCCCCGCCGUCUGAACGUCGCGCUUACCCGUGCCAAGUAUGGACUGGCCAUUCUCGGAAACCCCAAGGUUCUGUCCAAGCAUCCUCUGUGGAACUGUCUCCUGCAGCAUUUCAAGGAGAGACACUGUCUGGUUGAGGGCCCUCUUUCCAAUCUCCAGGAAUCUCUGAUCCAGUUCAGUCGCCCCAAGCAAGCCUACAGAGGACCCCAGCGGUUCCAGAUGGCAUACAAUCACGCCUCCAACGUCACCAACGGAAUGAUGAACGGAAGAAACGGCAACCGUAACGAAUACAAUGAUUCUGGCUCGGUGGUUGGUUAUAUUCCCGAUGAUGUGUCGUCCGUCCACUCUUCCGCACUAGGAGGAGUCGGUAUUCCUUCUGGAUACCCGCCUAUGUUCCAAAACUUUGGCGACUCGUGGCCUACUCUUCCUGGUGGACGACGGGCUAACGGCAACCGAGGCAAGGGAACACCGAGCAUCGCUGGCGAGUCUGUCGCGGCCACUGAGUCUGACGUGACUGGAAGCAUUGUCGAUGGAAAGAGCGUUGACCAGGGUGGUGUCAGUCUCGCCGGGCUGAGCAUCAACGACAUGAGCAAACAGCCCAGUCUCAGCCAGUCCGAUCGACUGAAGCGCUACGUUGAAUCCGGCGGACGGGAGCCGUAUAAGCCCGGGGUUCCUGAUAACGGAAGCAUCUUUGGGGGCAGCUCUGCCAGCAUCCGUGUCACCCGUGGGGUUCCCGGUCAAAUUCACGAUGACGACGAUACGCGCAGCGUUUCCACUGCUUUUGCCAGUCAGAUCGGAGGCAACUAUGACUGA
Messenger RNA from Aspergillus candidus, 2784 nucleotides. RefSeq names its product putative regulator of nonsense transcripts. The coding region runs from base 1 to 2784 and encodes 927 amino acids. Gene Ontology annotation, molecular function: RNA helicase activity; RNA binding; zinc ion binding. The transcript has 11 exons. Gene Ontology annotation, cellular component: cytoplasm. Lineage: Eukaryota; Fungi; Ascomycota; Eurotiomycetes; Eurotiales; Aspergillaceae. The record is from RefSeq and is a predicted model, not a curated record. Gene Ontology annotation, biological process: nuclear-transcribed mRNA catabolic process, nonsense-mediated decay.